Messenger RNA from Chroicocephalus ridibundus (black-headed gull), 3643 nucleotides. It is a transcript of the gene CALCOCO2, whose product is annotated as calcium binding and coiled-coil domain 2. Gene Ontology annotation, cellular component: PML body; autophagosome. Lineage: Eukaryota; Metazoa; Chordata; Aves; Charadriiformes; Laridae. The record is from RefSeq and is a predicted model, not a curated record. Gene Ontology annotation, biological process: xenophagy; positive regulation of autophagosome maturation. Bases 1017 to 2303 code for a protein of 428 amino acids. The transcript is spliced from 11 exons.
CUGUCUGGUGGCUGUAAAGAGGUCCCUGCCAUUUGCAAAUCAUAAAGGCGCAUCGGGGUAGGAAAGACUGACAUCGGGCAGAUAAUGACUGAGGUUUAGAUGAAUCGCACGCCGUUUCCUGCGCUUUACUGAGCUAGCUAAAGGUGAACCUGCCGUCCUGGCUCUCCAGGAGGAUUGUACCACAUCCAUUCCUACAACCUGCCCUGCCUUCCGCUUCCCGCAGGAGGAAUUCUCCCUCCUCCCAUGGCAGCCGGUGUCAGUGCAGUUCUCUCUGCUCUUUCCAGCUGUGGAUACCUUUUGCUCUCCAAGCACACCCCGCAAACCCCCUCUGCACUUCUGCCUGAUUUUCAGGCCUUUCUUUGGCACAGAAAACAGACGAUCUCCUGGGUGAUGCCAAAAAAAAAAAAGCGGGGUUCCAGGGAGUUCAUUUCCAUGUGAAACUUCUGGAUUAGAGAUGACCUGACAUGCUCCGGUGGGAUGGCUGCUCAUGAUGAACUUUCCCUCCAUUCUGAGGUCAAUCCUUGCUCGCUGCUGCUGUCACCGAGAGCAGCUGAGAAGGUUCUGCUUUGGAUUCCUGGAAUUGAAUUGUCCGGGAUUGGCGGCAGGGUUUUCUCAGCAGCGAUCUGCCCCUUGACAGAUUGCCAGGGCUGAAGCCUGUCUGCCUGCAAGAUGUGGUGGCAAAGGGGGUGAUUUAGUGUUCUGUUUCCAGUCCUGCCUCGGCUCCUGGCAGCGUGGGUACUGUUUUGAUUGAUGCACCCACUACAGAUUUAUGUUGUGUGAUUUGUAGUGUCACAACACACCGCACAGUUUUCUGUAUAGAUAACUCAUGCAAAAGCUUUAGUGCUAUUUGUUGACCUGGCUGUCAUGCUACAUAUUCAUUUCGCUACUGAGAAUCAUCUUGCGGUUUCAGCGAGGCAGUCACGAGUAGCAAGGCUAUAAUAGCCUCAUGACACAGGCUCGCGAGACACAACUAAGACGACCUGCCUAACCAGGAUCUCCUCCGGUUGUGCUCUUCCAUGGGAGCUGAGCUUAGCAAGACUUCCACGAUGGAUGAGACCUCAGAUGAGCCUCCCACUUCUGCCGUCCUCUUAGACAACUGCCACUUCUCCCAGGUCAUCUUUAACAAUGUGGACAAGUUUUAUGUUCCCGGAGGAGACAUAACCUGUUAUUACACCCUCACACAGAACAUCGUUCCUCGCGGGAAGGACUGGGUGGGCAUCUUCCGGGUGGGAUGGAAAACAACCCGGGAAUAUUACACGUUCAUGUGGGCUCCUCUACCCAGUGAUGCCCGCAGUGAUACCGCUGUGAAGCAACAGAUCCAGUUCAAAGGGUCGUUAUGUUUGUCUGAAGCUUACUACCUGCCAAAAGAUGAUGAAUACUACCAGUUCUGCUACGUUGACCAGGAUGGCGUGGUCCGGGGGGCCAGCGUGCCUUUCCAGUUCAGAGCAGAGACUGAGGAUGAUAUCCUGGUGGUUACCACACAGGGAGAAGUGGAAGAGAUUGAACUACAAAACAAAAAUCUGCAGAAAGAAAACGAGGAGCUGAAAGCAAGCUGUGCAAGUCUCAAGAAACAAAACAUUGAUCUGCAGAAAGAGCUCAACAAGAUGCAGGAGCUGCAGAAUAGUUUAGAGUCUCUAAGGAGCAACACAGAGAAACUGGAACUGGAGCUGAAUUCCCUGAAGAAGGAAAAUAAACAACUAAAGGAGCUGGAUGACUGCAGAGAAGCAGAACUGCACCAACUCAAAGAACAAAUUCAGAAUGUGACCUCUGACAAGGACCGCCUGGAAACCAGACUGAAAACAGCAAUGGAUCACAUGGACCAGCUGCAGUCUCAAGUGUUGAAUUAUGAGAAAGAAAUGGAAAACCUGUCUCUCAUGGACCGGGACAAGACAGAGCAGCUUGAAAGUUUGAAGGAAGAGAAUCGCCAGUUACGCGCGAUUGGAACUCAACAGAAACAGAGGGAAGAUGAACUCCUGAGGCAUCUCGCACAGGCUGAAGAGGUUUCUUCCUUCUCUGUUGCUUCACAAGCUCAAGCUCCAAUUCCAAGUCCAGCAGUAGGAGGCCUUCUGUUUGGAAAUCCGUACUAUGCUGCGGGAGCAAAGCUGGGGGCAGGAGCUUCAGACUUAGUUUCUAUAAGGAAAUGCCCCAUGUGCGAUGAAGUAUUUCCUGAAGACAGUGAAACAAGUCAAUAUGAGGCCCAUGUGCAGAGCCAUCUCCUGGAGUGCCCACUCUGCAAUGAGGCCUUUGAAAAGUCCAAUAAGCAGGUGUUUGAUGACCAUAUUUUUUGUCACAGGCUGGAAUAAUUCUGAGUUUGUAUCUGCUCUGUAGGAUAGCUAGCAGAGGCCGCAGUAUAGAGUAGACCAAAAUCACUGUAUAGGCUUGAUUCAUGCUAAUAACAUCACGCAGACAAGACUGACUACACCGCUAGUACUGUAAUUCUGAGCUUUCUGUUCCAUGUAGUACAUGACCGACACAUAAAUCAGGUCAGACAUCCACAUCCUGAAACUGAAUCACCAUCACAAAACUUAAGUCCUCUGUCUUGGAUCAAGUAUAUAUGCUUGUUAAACGAGUUACAAAUCCUAUUGUUAAUAAUUUAGUUGAAUGUGGCACCUGUCCUUUAGAACAGGAUUGGCCAUGUAACCGUUCAUCCAGGUAGGGACCCAAGUGAUGGGAUGUAGUACAGCAGUUUUCUGUACUUGGCUGAUACAUCUCUAUUAUAAAGGUUUUAUUCUUUAAUAUAGCACUGUGUUUACUAACCAAAGACCAGAAACAUUGUAUAAUCUUUUAGGAUUGCACCUUCAGUCCUGCUCAGCUUCUAGAAUGCAGAAUUAUUGAUAAGUAAAAAGUCUAAAUACAAAUACAUCUCUUCUUUCGCUAUCAGGUGUAAAGAAGGGAAAGAGACAUUUAUAAAGAGACCAAAGAUCUGUUUGCAGAUCUGAAGCUCUAGGGCUCUCCUUACAGCAAAGUAGGCUUAUUCUAGGGUGAGGCACUUGCACUGUUUUCUCCAUCCAUCUCCAGAUGAGGAAAAUCUGAAAUUUCUGUAACAGGGAAGGUCAGUAUGGUGUGGAGCCCGUAGAAAAGCAGUGAAAAAAAAAGCAGAGCAGAGGAUAAAUGGUCUCUCAGACAGAAACCAGGCAUCCUUAUUUAAAGGAAAUUAUGAAUUUGGAUUAUUUCUUUUUUAUGUUUCUAAACCUUCUUGAUUUAACAAGAAGAGCCUGUUCUCAAACCAAAACAUUGUGAUCCAAAACUAAGUGCCUUGGGAUAUUACAAUGCUUUAUGCAUAGAUUACCCAAUUACUGUUUUUAUUUCUGCUUCAGAAUUUUCAAUUUAUGAUUAACAGCUCUUUUUUUUAAUGCAAACACAAAUGGGGAAAGGUUUACUAUACAGCUGUAUUAGACUCUGUUUCCUGAUGAAUAUCUGAAGCAACAGAAAAUCCUAAGAAGUUUACAUAGAGUUUUAAGAAUAUUUAGAGUAACAAAGACUUCAAAAUGUUUUACUGUUUUGACUCUACACAAACUUUUUAUCAAUCUAGGUUUAAAUAGAGUAUUUCCGUCUUGAGAUGCACUAUACUGGUAAGCAUUAUUUAAAAAACCUGUAAAAGAAAACCGCAAACCAAAAUAAAAGCUAUAUGGAGAAAAUCUGU